AUGUCUGGCAAACCGGAACUUAAAGCGCUCCACGAGGAUCUCUUCGAGGAAGGCUUGAAAGUACGCAGAGCUGUUGUUGGGAAUGCCUAUGUGGACCAGUCGCUAGCAAAUGGAUCCAGUGAUUUCGCUCGUCCUGGCCAGGAGCUUGUCACUGAAUGGUGUUGGGGACAUAUUUGGACCAGACCCGGCUUGGAGCGAAAACAACGAAGUCUCUUGAACUUGGGCAUGCUCAUUGCCUUGAAAGCCUGGCCCGAGUUGGCCGUUCACACUCGUGGGGCCAUUAACAAUGGACUUACGGAGAUAGAGAUCCGCGAGGCAGUGCUGCAGGCUACCAUUUACUGUGGUGCUCCUGCUGGUAUUGAGGCAACUAAGAUCACCGAGAAGACGAUUAAUGAGAUGGUUGAGAACGGUGAGUUCAAGCGGCCAUGA
This is a messenger RNA of Penicillium crustosum, 429 nucleotides long. RefSeq lists its product as uncharacterized. NCBI's taxonomy places the organism in Eukaryota, Fungi, Ascomycota, Eurotiomycetes, Eurotiales, Aspergillaceae. The record is from RefSeq and is a predicted model, not a curated record. Bases 1 to 429 code for a protein of 142 amino acids. Gene Ontology annotation, molecular function: peroxiredoxin activity. The transcript is spliced from 2 exons.